Coccomyxa subellipsoidea C-169 is the source of this 795-nucleotide messenger RNA. RefSeq lists its product as hypothetical. Bases 184 to 351 code for a protein of 55 amino acids. The record is from RefSeq and is a predicted model, not a curated record. The transcript is spliced from 2 exons. NCBI's taxonomy places the organism in Eukaryota, Viridiplantae, Chlorophyta, Trebouxiophyceae, Coccomyxaceae.
GGCAGAUCUCACUGUGCAUCAGAUAGGAAAAAUUAAAGCCCUGAAACCUACGAUCGAGGUUGCUGCUUAACGAUUGGAUACGACAGAGUUGGGGCCGUUCCGUAAUUCCCCUCAUCGUGCGAGCCAUGCCACUGCCGACCUUGCCGUACAAGCGCCCUUUUUUUCAGAUAGCGCUGGCUUCUCAUGAAAUUGAGGAGGACAUGGCCAUCAUCAUCACAAAUACCAAAAGGAGAAGGCGUUCACCCCCACCUCAGAAUGGUGGUAAGGACAGGGAUACGCACAUGGAGAGAUAACGAGCAAAUGCGACUGUACAAACUACAUUGUAAUACUUUGCAUGGAAAUCUUCAUUGAUGGGUCAGCUCUUGAUUCCUGUGUGCCGUCACUUGGUGUCAGAACUACGACAUAAGGAAAAUUGAUUUUAUUCGACAGGAAUCGUCAUGAACCAUCUGUAUUCGAACAGUCAAGCCCCAGAAAGUUCUCCCCGUGGGAGAAAGCCUGCGUGAUUAUGCCAAGGUCAAGUUGCAGUGAAGUGCAGAUCCCCCAGGCUGCUUGAGGUUGUACCAAGAAUAUGGCAACGCGUGUUUUAGGUUGAUGAAUGCAAGCAAUGUUGUAUAUUGGAGGGAUUGCAGGACACUGGUGGGGUAGGGAGUUGAUCACAAGGCAGUCCUUGACAUAAGGGAUGGGCAGCCUGCCCUCAAGUUGCGCUUGCUAGAAGUCUUGAUUUUAAGUGCGGUGCUGUCAUUACACAAAUGUAGCUGUGUCUGAAUGUCUUAGUGUAACAUCAAUUGGUUGGCC